GCGAUCCUCUUCGGCUUCCGUACACUGGUCCCUCCUGUCAUUUAGACCGGGUGGUGACGUACUUGGUUCCUGCAGCUGGGACUAUUCGCUGGCUAAACAAAAUUAAAUUAACUUAACUUUGUUUUAUUACAAAUACUAUUCCUAUUUUCGAACCAUGGCUGUGAACACAGGCACCUCUCUAGUGCUGUCCAGUCUGCUGUCAGUGCUGGUCUUUGCUGGGAUGCAGAUGUUCAGUAAGCAGCUGGGAUCCACAGAGUGGCUGACCAUCCUGGGAGGGUUUCUAGGCUCGGUCCUCUUCAUCUGCUCGCUCACUGCAUUUAAUAAUUUGGAAAACCUGAUUUUUGGGAAGGGAUUUCAAGCAAAGAUGUUCCCAGAAAUUCUCCUGUGCCUUUGCCUGUCGCUGUUUGCCUCUGGUCUGGUGCACCGUGUGUGUGUCACUACGUGCUUGAUAUUCUCUCUGUUUGCUUUGUACUACAUCAACAAAGUAUCUGCUGCCCUCUACCAAGCAGCUGUUCCUGCAGUAACACCAGCCAAAGCUGUCAGCAAGGGCAAGAGGAAGAACUGAUGAUGUAUUGCACUUCAAUUUAGUUAACCAGUCAAACUUCCCCCAGUGCUGAUGCCCAGUGCAAGACAGGACUUGCAUAUUUUUGUUAAUAACUUCUUAAACUUUUGACCUGUAACCUUUUAAACAUUUGAUUUGGGAAUAUUAGCUGAAAGUGAUUUAAUGACAUCUGGUUUAUAUUCAUCAUACUGACACAUUGUUGGUUUAUGUAUAAGGCCAUAAAUAACUAAACAGUCGUGUACAUUCCAGUGUUUCUUCAAUUUUGCUACUGGUUGAUUCAUACAGUACAUCCCAACAUGGUACUUGUAUAUUCAUCAGCACAUUUAGUCUUUGUUUAAAAUUCAUUUUCUAAUUAAACUAGAUAAAGUGUUU
This is a messenger RNA of Betta splendens (Siamese fighting fish), 934 nucleotides long. It is a transcript of the gene krtcap2, whose product is annotated as keratinocyte associated protein 2. Bases 155 to 565 code for a protein of 136 amino acids. NCBI's taxonomy places the organism in Eukaryota, Metazoa, Chordata, Actinopteri, Anabantiformes, Osphronemidae. The transcript is spliced from 5 exons. The record is from RefSeq and is a predicted model, not a curated record.